Messenger RNA from Vitis vinifera (wine grape), 1519 nucleotides. RefSeq names its product abscisic acid receptor PYR1. The coding region runs from base 198 to 842 and encodes 214 amino acids. Lineage: Eukaryota; Viridiplantae; Streptophyta; Magnoliopsida; Vitales; Vitaceae. Gene Ontology annotation, cellular component: cytoplasm; nucleus. Gene Ontology annotation, molecular function: abscisic acid binding; signaling receptor activity; protein phosphatase inhibitor activity. The record is from RefSeq and is a predicted model, not a curated record. Gene Ontology annotation, biological process: abscisic acid-activated signaling pathway. The transcript has 2 exons.
UUAUUACUAUUUUAUUUCCCAUUUCCAAUUAUUUUAUUAUUUUUUUCUUUUUAACAUUUGACACCAAAAAACAAUACCCACUCUUAUUUCCCAUUUUGCCCUCACGCUUCCUCCCAAUUUCCCACCUUAUAACCCAGGAAAUUGAGAAAUACAAAACCUCCUCUCAUUUCUCCUCUCCAGCGUCUCUUUUUGCGGCGAUGAACAAAGCUGAGACCUCAUCAAUGGCAGAGGCGGAGUCCGAAGAUUCAGAAACAACAACACCCACGACCCACCACCUCACCAUCCCACCAGGCCUGACUCAGCCGGAGUUCCAAGAGUUGGCCCACUCCAUCAGCGAGUUCCACACCUACCAAGUCGGCCCAGGCCAAUGCUCCUCCCUACUCGCUCAACGUGUUCACGCGCCCCUCCCUACUGUCUGGUCCGUCGUCCGUCGCUUCGACAAGCCGCAGACCUACAAGCAUUUCAUCAAGAGCUGCCAUGUGGAAGACGGUUUCGAAAUGAGAGUGGGAUGCCUCAGAGACGUCAACGUCAUCUCUGGUCUGCCGGCGGAGACCAGCACGGAGAGAUUGGAUAUACUGGACGACGAGAGGCACGUGACCGGGUUCAGUAUCAUCGGAGGGGAGCAUCGGCUGCGGAACUACCGGUCGGUGACUACGGUGCAUGAAUAUCAGAAUCAUGGGGGAGAGAUCUGGACCGUUGUUUUGGAAUCGUACGUGGUGGAUAUGCCAGAAGGGAACACAGAGGAGGACACGCGUUUGUUCGCCGAUACCGUGGUGAAGUUGAAUCUGCAGAAGCUGGCGUCGGUGACCGAAGGUAUGGCACGGGACCAGGGUUGCUUUUAGUACAGCUGAGAUAGGUAUUUUUUUACAACAUAAAAGAAGCAGAUAAUGGCAGCAGCAUCUUGUACCCUUUUUCAAGGUUAAGAAAUCCCUAGGUUGUGGCCACUGUCCUUGGCCUCUGUGAGGAGGGGUUUUGGUUCAUUGGGAAGAGAAAGUACAGAUGAGUCCAGGGUGGGAGUGGAAUUUCUGGGGAAGCUGAAGAAAUGGAGAGGCCAUUUCUGGCAAGUCAUGGAAGAAGCCCACAUUCCAUUUUCAGUAACAGGAUAAAAAGUGUGGUCUGAUUUGCCUAAGGCUGGCUCUCCACUCAUAAAACUUGCUCCCAAUGCUUUUAAGUUUUAAGGCCAUGGGGGGGCCUAUUCGCCUCGAUCAGACUCAUCAUGGCCGUCCAAUCACAAUCAUAAGCUUUCAUUUGCAACCGUCGGCAUUGUUUGUGGUGGAGGUGUCAGGUGGCAUCAUGCUUGAUGGGGCUCCUCCUCAGUCCUCUCCGUUGUAUGAUUAGUAGGGUUUGUUCGAUGUCAUUAAUAAAAAUGAUCACACUAGAUGGAAUCUUAUCAUCUUAUUUUAAAUUGUCUGAACGUGAGGCUGAUUUCCAUGUUGGAUGCCCCACCUCCUGCUUCAUCUAUGCUUAAUGGAAAUUUUCAUUCACAAUAACUUCAAUAUAUUUUGCAAAUUUGGCUCUA